GUUAGUUGGUCCGUAGAGCAACACAACGGGAGAAUAACGGGAACUGGUGGGUCGGGUUGGAAAUUCAAUCAAACGAGAAAAACGCGGCCGAGCGUGGGAGCUGAUACAAAUCAGGCUGGAAUCUUCUGCUUCCACUUCCUGGCAUCUGCAGAGACAGGAAUAGCUGGUGGAGUAUGAAAGAAGAAGCAGAGAGACAGGGAUGAAUAUUCUCCCCACGUGGACCUCCUGAUCCAUCAUUAGCUCAAUUUACACUAUUUGUUUAAGUCUAGAAAGUGAUAACACACAUUGUUUUAUUACCUCUUGCUUGUCUUCUGGCAGAGUAAACUUAUCUGCAUUUUGGCCGGAAACUUGCUACCACUUUUUUAUAGACAGAGAGUUAUUAGUUCAUUGUAAUCAUGGCAAACAUGUGCCCGUAUGGCCGCUUUACCCACGCCGUGGUGCGGGGCAUCCCAGACACCUUUGGGAAAGCAGCAGGAGACUGUUCAGAGAACGGGGAGACCUCGGUGGACCUGGCCAAAGCUCAGCGUCAGUUCGGUUGCCUGACAGGAGCCCUGAGACAGAAGGUGGGCCUGCAGCUGAUCGAGAUCCCCCCUGACCCCGAGCUGCCAGAGAGCUGGAGGAUAGAGGAUGUGGCGGUCAUCCAGGGAGACACAGCGCUCAUCACCAGGCCCUUCAAACAGCAGAGACGCAGCGAGGUGGAGGCAGUGAGGAAGGUGGUGUCUGAGCUGAAUCUGACUGUGGUGGAGAUGGGGUCCGAGGAGGGGGACUCUGGAGGGGCCACGCUGGAGGGCAGCGACGUCCUCUUCACAGGGAGGGAGUUCUUUGUCGGCAUCUCAUCCCACACCAACCACAGAGGGGCAGAAGUACUGGCAGACACUUUCAGGGACUUUGCUGUGUCCACCGUCCCAGUCUGUGGUGGCGCCCGACUGAGAAACAUCUGCUCCAUGGGAGGUCCAGACACCAUCAUCAUCAGCAACAGUGACGGGGCCAAGAAGACACUCCGGAUGAUGGAACAGCUGACUGAUCACCACUAUGAAGUGCUCACUGUUCCAGAGGAAUCUGCAGCGAACUGCAUCUACAUCAAAGGUCCGUCUAAACUGGACUUCCUGCUCCACCGGCCUGCAGAGGAAUGUCCCGACAGUGUCUCUGCUUUCCAGAAGCUUCAGGACUACACCCUCCUGCCUACAGCCUGCAGCGAGGCCUCAAAACUGGGAGCGUCUCUGUCCUCGCUCUGCCUCCUCAUCAACAGAAAGCACACCUAUUUCUGAAAACACAUUUUUUAACCAUCGGUAUGCUACACAGCGUUUACAUGUUCAUAGGGGCGUGAAGGGGGACCACAUCACAGAAACACUUUCCACAGCAUACAAUUCUUGUCUAUUUAUUUUUAGGGGAAAAACACUGACACAUCUGUGUGAGAAUAUGAUCCAACUGUAACAUCUGCUAACCGACUUUAUUUAAGCUGAUCCUUGGCACCGCUUCCUCACCAAACUUUAACAUAACUAUCCAUGAAACCACUAAAUUCACCUGUAGUUGCACACUGUUCUUACUUGUUAUCACAACUUUGUUUCUUCAGACU
This is a messenger RNA of Anoplopoma fimbria (sablefish), 1576 nucleotides long. RefSeq names its product dimethylarginine dimethylaminohydrolase 2 (gene ddah2). The coding region runs from base 396 to 1268 and encodes 290 amino acids. Lineage: Eukaryota; Metazoa; Chordata; Actinopteri; Perciformes; Anoplopomatidae. The record is from RefSeq and is a predicted model, not a curated record. The transcript is spliced from 6 exons. Gene Ontology annotation, biological process: positive regulation of nitric oxide biosynthetic process; arginine metabolic process. Gene Ontology annotation, molecular function: dimethylargininase activity; amino acid binding.